AUGUCAGAUAAGAAGAAGUUAAAGGUUAUGCUUCUGCUCGGUUUACCUGUUCUCGGGUUUAUCGCCUGGUUCAUUGGAUAUAUGGCCUACAAGGGUCACAUGUUCUGGGAAGAAGCGGAGUUCCAAAGGGUCCAGGAAGAACAGAAGAUCAAAGAGAGCACCAUGUUUCCCGAAUCCAUUCUCAAAUCCGAUCAGCAAGAGGUUCGGAACAAGAAUAAGUGGAGCAAAGGGUACAUGUACAACCGUCGAGCUCUGCCAAUUAACUAUCCGGUCAUGAUCAUGUCAAGUCCAACCACCUCUCCAACCGAGAUUACGUCGCUCUCAACUGUAUCUUCCGUCAAAGUUCCAGUCAUGAGAAUCAGCGUCCCUUUUACAUCUUAG
Penicillium macrosclerotiorum is the source of this 381-nucleotide messenger RNA. RefSeq lists its product as uncharacterized. The transcript has a single exon. The coding region runs from base 1 to 381 and encodes 126 amino acids. The record is from RefSeq and is a predicted model, not a curated record. NCBI's taxonomy places the organism in Eukaryota, Fungi, Ascomycota, Eurotiomycetes, Eurotiales, Aspergillaceae.